Molecule: messenger RNA, 285 nt
Organism: Prorocentrum cordatum
Lineage: Eukaryota; Dinophyceae; Prorocentrales; Prorocentraceae
Source: the annotation of a GenBank genome assembly
AUGCUCAUGAGCACCCUCAAAGAGUACGAGGUUGACAGGAACCAAAAGAACCUCACCUUGGUCUUCUGCGGCACGAAGCGCAUGUGCGACCAGCAGGAGCGGUCGCUGCAGCGGGCGAACUUCCGCAUUGCGGCCAUCCACGGCGACAAGGACCAGCGCCAGCGUGACGAGGCCCUCGACAACUUCCGGAACGGUAAGAUCACCAUCCUGGUCGCUACCGACGUCGCCGCGCGGGGCUUGGACGUGAAGAAGUCUCUCUUGAGACCCUUCGAGAAGCACCUCUAG